Molecule: messenger RNA, 657 nt
Organism: Microthlaspi erraticum
Lineage: Eukaryota; Viridiplantae; Streptophyta; Magnoliopsida; Brassicales; Brassicaceae
Source: the annotation of a GenBank genome assembly
AUGUCGACUGGUGAUGAAAGCACGCGUUGUGGCAAUCAGACCAAAUAUCUCCGUGUUACGAAUCUGAGCUCCAAGACAACUGACGAGGGUUUGAAGGAGCAUUUGAGUCAGGUGGUGAAGCAGGGAAAGAUUCAGAGUGUCAAGAUAAUAAAGCAGUUUAAGUUUGGGAUGGUGCUUUCAGAGGGUUAUGGAUUUGUAGAAUUCGACUCGGUAGAGAGCGCGACCAGCGCCUUCAGAGAUGUAAAGGGAAUUGUUCUUGAUGGGCAUGGUUUGCGCUUGAGCUUGUGUGAUGCCAAGACGGUUUCAAUGAUGGACAAACCUUGUACUAGAUUAAUUGUGAAAAAUCUACCCUUUUAUGAGGUAGUAGAUGUGAAAGAUCUAAUACAGCCUUUCAGUCCUUUUGGCCAGCUCAAAAGUGUUCGGCUUCCAAGACCACGUUUUGGUGUUGUUGAUUUCGUGACAGAGCAAGAAGCCUCAAACGCCAAAAGAGCAUUGUCAAACACCUAUUUCCAUGGACGCCGUUUGGCGCUGGAGUGGGCCGACCAGGACUAUAGGCUCCCGGAUCGUUCUGGUGCUAAGUAUAUGGACCAAGACAAGGAUACUCGUCCAAAGAAAAGGCAAAUGCUCCACAGGUGUUCAUCAAGUCUGAGAGAUUAG